Condylura cristata (star-nosed mole) is the source of this 4178-nucleotide messenger RNA. It is a transcript of the gene ADGRD1, whose product is annotated as adhesion G protein-coupled receptor D1. The transcript has 26 exons. The coding region runs from base 145 to 2751 and encodes 868 amino acids. The record is from RefSeq and is a predicted model, not a curated record. Gene Ontology annotation, molecular function: G protein-coupled receptor activity. NCBI's taxonomy places the organism in Eukaryota, Metazoa, Chordata, Mammalia, Eulipotyphla, Talpidae. Gene Ontology annotation, cellular component: membrane. Gene Ontology annotation, biological process: cell surface receptor signaling pathway; adenylate cyclase-activating G protein-coupled receptor signaling pathway.
GUUCCUCCCCGGCCUCUGCCUCCCGGCGACCGCCCAGCUUGGAGGAGCCGACGGAGACUCCAGGCGCAGAGGGGACGUGGCCAGCGGCCCCAAGAGAGCAAGAGCUAGUGGGACACUGGCCCUUGGGUGUGGCCGCUCGGCACAAUGAGGAGGCUGCUGGCCGCCUGGCUGCUGCUGCUGGCCAAUGCCCAGGUGCGCAGACCCCCGUCCAGGCCUCUCACCCAUCCAGGGUUUGAGGUCUUGGCUUCCGCCUCCCACUACUGGCCUUUGGAAAACGUGGAUGGAAUCCAUGAACUUCAGGACACAACUGGAGACAUCGUGGAAGGGAAGGUCAACAAGGGCAUCUACCUCAAGGAGGAAAAGAGGGUGACGCUGCUCUACUAUGGCCAUUACAAGACAUCCUGCAUCAGCAACCCUGCCCGCUGCGGGCCCCAAGGAGUCACCUUCUCCUUCUUCUGGAAGACACAGGGAGGACAGUCGAGACCCGCCCCUUUGGCCUACGGGGGGCAGGUCAUUUCCGACGGCUUCAAAGUCUGCUCCAGCGGCGGUCGGGGCUCAGUGGAGGUGUACACGCGCGAGAACUCCAGGACGUGGGGAGCCACCUUCAGCCCACCAGGCCCCUACUGGACACACGUCCUGUUCACGUGGAAGCCCAAGGAGGGCCUGAAAGUCUACGUGAAUGGGACCCUGAGCACCUCAGACCCGAGUGGCAGCGUGUCACGCGUCUAUGGCGAGCCCAACGUCAGCCUUGUGAUUGGGUCUGAGCAGGACCAGGCCAAGAGCUACGAGAACAGAGCUUUUGACGAGUUCAUCAUCUGGGAACGCGCCCUGACACCAGAUGAGGUCUCCAUGUACUUCACCGCUGCCGUUGGGAAGCACGUCUUGUCUUCGACACCAUCACGCUCCCUCGUGGCCCCCACAGCAGACACACCGACGUCCACCAACGCCUACCACCCUGUCAUAACCAACCUAACAGAGGAGAGGAAAUGCUUCCAGAGUCCCGGAGUUGUACUCAGUUACCUGCAAAACGUGUCUCUCAGCCUCCCCAACAAGUCACUGUCGGAGGAGACAGCAGCAAACCUCACUGAGACCUUCCUGAGAGCCAUGGGCGAGGUGCUCCUGCUGCCCAGCUGGUCUGCUGUGUCAGAGGACAACUCUGUGGUGCUGGGCUUGAUCGACACCGUGGACACUGUCAUGGGUCACAUCUCAUCCAACCUGCACCCCAGCGAGGCCCCGGUCACCAUUGCGGGGUCCUCCUCCAUGGCAGACUUCUCUGUGACCCAACUCCGGCCCGAGACCUUGAAUUCCUCCCACUACCGCUUUCCAGCCCAUGGGCAGAGCUACAUCGAGAUUCCCCACCAGGCCUUCCACCACAGCCAAGCCUGGACGACCAUCGUGGGCCUCCUCUACCACACACUGCACCAUUACCUGAGCAACAUCCAACCAGCCAGCACCAAGAUCGCGGAAGCCGCGAGGUACCCGGACUGCCUGCUGUCUGCUGCCAGCCCCCUGAUCUCCCUGGAGGUGUCUCCGCCACCCAUGCUUUCCCAGAACCUGUCAGGCUCACCCCUCGUCACCGUCCACCUCAGGCACAGGCUGACGCGCCGGCAGCACAGCGAGGCCACUGGCCAGGACCACCGCAUCUUCCUGUACUGCGCCUUCCUGGACCUGAGCUCCACAGGGGGUGUCUGGUCCGACGAGGGGUGUGCACCAACGGAGGGGAACCUCAGCUACUCCACCUGCCGCUGCACCCACCUCACCAACUUCGCCAUCCUCAUGCAGGUGGUCCCACUGAAGCUCAUGCACGGACACCAGGUGGCGCUCUCUUCCAUCAGCUACGUGGGCUGCUCCCUGUCAGUGGUCUGCCUGGCCGCCACGCUGACCACCUUCGCAGUGCUGUCCUCAGUGAGCACCAUCCAGAACCAGCGCUACCACAUCCACGCCAACCUGUCCCUGGCCGUGCUGGUUGCCCAGGUCCUGCUGCUCAUCAGCUUCCGCUUGGACGCUGGCACCGUCCCGUGCCGGGUGCUCGCUGUGCUGCUGCACUACUUCUUCCUGAGCGCCUUCGCCUGGAUGCUGGCCGAGGGGCUGCACCUCUACAGCAUGGUGGUCCAGGUCUUCGGCUCGGAGGACAGCAAGCAUCUCUACUACUACGGCCUCGGGUGGGGCUGCCCCCUGCUCAUCUGCAUCAUUUCCGUAUCCUCUGCCAUGGACAGUUAUGGAACCAGUAACAACUGCUGGCUGUCGCUGGGCUCAGGAGCCAUCUGGGCCUUCGUGGGCCCCGCCCUGCUGGUUGUGGCGGCCAACACCGGCAUCCUGGUUGCUGUGACACGGGUGAUUGCACAGAUCAGCACCGGCAACUACAAGAUACACGGAGACCCUAACGUCUUCAAGUUGACGGCCAAGGCCGUGGCCGUGCUGAUGCCCAUCCUGGGCACCUCGUGGGUCUUCGGCGUGCUUGCCAUCAACAGCCAAGCUGUGGUCUUCCAGUACCUGUUUGCCAUACUCAACUCCUUACAGGGACUCUUCAUCUUCCUCUUCCACUGCCUGCUGAAUUCGGAGGUGAGAGCCGCCUUCAAGCACAAAACCAAGGUCUGGUCACUCACGAGCAGCUCCACCCGCGGCGGCCAGGCCAAGCCCUUCAGCUCUGACACUGUGAACGGGACUCGGCCGGGCACUGCCUCCACCAAACUCAGCCCCUGGGACCGGAGCAGCCACUCCGCCGCUCACGUGGACCUGUCUGCCGUGUGAGCAGAGCUCUACCUGCUGCACCCACAGCACCCCGACCAGCCGCCCUCGCCAGGGCCCACUCUGCAUGACCGUCUGGACGGACCGUGGACCCCGAUGUCAUCUUCACUGCAACUCUCCCAGUGAGGGAGCCCCAGCCCAGCUCACAGCCUGGGACACAGACGGCAGCCUCCUGGCCAGUCCUUCUGGGGCUGCCCGUCCACUCCUGUGACACCCUGGCUUGGUCCCAGGGCCAGGGCCCCUCCCUGCAGGUGCCCCCUGAGCAACAGUGUCCAGCUGCUGAGCCCUGCAGAGGCGCUUGGUGGCCCAUGGGGGAGGGGAGUCGCUCUUGGGCUGCUGAACAUGCCCGCAGGCUCCCGGGAGCCAGACCUGGGACCAAGGCUCUCCCAGGGCCCCGCCUAGCUGGCCUCUGGUUGAGGGUCUGUCCUGGCACCUGACUGCUGCCCUGGUCUUGGCUGGAGUCUCUGGCUGCUUCCCUGUCCCCACCAAUGUGAAGGGCCUGUGGGGCCGCGGCUCGGCCUGGCUCCUGACUGCUGGGUGCCCCUCCACCCCUCAAGAAACCGUCCUCCAGAGCCUGAGCUGGACGCUUAACUGCACUUGCUUCCCCAUGUCCAUAAACCUCUGGAAGGGCCUUCUCUCCCUAGCAGGGCUUCCUGUUGCCGUGAGCAGAGUGAGAGAUCCCUCACACCUCAGGGCAGGGACACACGGCCAGCAGGGGCAGCAGCCAUGUCAGUUAGUGGGCACUCAGCCCCUUGGCCACGGUCCUGGGGGCUGUGUCUGGGGUGUCUUCCCCUCGGUGUGGACCAGGCAUUGCUGGCUCUGGGCUAUGAAUUGCUGUCAGGAGCUGUGGGGGCAGAAGGCCAGACCUGACACUGAUUCUGAGAAAUGGGCUCAGGAAUUCUCCCCUAUCCCAGGGGUCUUAGCAAGCGGCCCUUUCUCUGGCACCUUCUCCCCACCAGAGCACCUCCCAACCCCCGCACCCCUUCCCCCACAUAUGAGACAGGGUGGCCACAUGCUCAGUACCAUUGGCCAGCAGCCAGGCCCUGGGCCUCGUCCCCAUGGCCAGCCCCGCUCUGCCUGGCCAAUGCCUUGCCCACCCCGGGGGAGCACUGGCAUCCCAAGGCCACUCUGCACCCUGAGGCCAUUCUGCACCCAAAGCCAAUCUGCACCCCGAGGCCACUCUCUGCACCCCAAGGCCACUGUGGGGCUCCACGCUCGGCCUCAAGGGGCGCAUGGGCAGGAGGCAGCCGCGCCAUUUUAUUUAUGGGCUCUCUUGCUGGCUUCCGCAGUACUUUAUUAUCUGCACGUAUUUUGGCCAAAGAUGAGAAGCUGGGAGUAGCUCUGUGUUCACUGUGGUUUUUAGUGCAGUGAGCGUGAGGACAGGCAUGAGCAGAGAAAACACAUUGUGACUUUUAUGAAAUAAAAUCCUA